AUGCAAUGGCGAUGCUUGCUUCUCGUACCAACUUUGCUGCAGGCGGCAAAGAUUUACAAAUGUAGCUGGCCCCGUUCAGUUUUAAGCAGUGGCGAUCCUAAUUUGACAGUGACGCUGACGGACGGCUCCGAUGUCCGGUGCGACAGGACGGGAGAUGCAAGUUUUUUGUGUCCUGCUGCUUGCGACUACGUCCAGAGCGAGCCCUACCAGUGCGUGGGACCAAUUGAGGACGGAGACGUUUGCAACACGGUUUGGGGAAAAAGCUCCCUGAGCUACUACAAGAUGACCAGCUUCAACGACACUCAUGCAUGCACUCAGCGCUUCAACGGCGACUGCACAGAAGACAUGGGUGGUGUUUUCUGUCAGGAGCUGAGAACGUGCUACGGCUCCUAUCAGGAGGUGAUCUUUGAUCAGCCAACUUUCUUGGCAAAGUACGGAUAUGAACCUAGUUUCCUGAUGCAGCCAUUCGAGAUCUUGGAGGCUCCCUCGUGCUGGGGGCUCACUGGUGCUGAGUGCUGCAUGGCGAACAUCAACUUCUUCCGGUGCCUGCACGACGCUCCACCGGUGAUCUACCACCAGGGAAUUGCUCAAAGUGCCCAGGCCUGGGCUGAGAAGCCAGACAAGGCUUCGAUCCAUUCUGGCUGGGGAGGCGGCUUCUUCCCUGAGUACACUGAAGUGCUGACAUGGGGGACCUCCUCAUGCACCCGAGGGGUGAAUGCUUGGUACCAGGAGAUAGGCGUUCACAACUUUAGCAUCCCGGCUGUGCAGAACGCAGGAGGCUCUUACAACAGUGGGCACAUGGUGAUUCUGCUUUGGCAGAAUCACAGCAUGGUCGGCUGUGGCUUCGAUAAUACGCUCUCUGCUCCUAUCACCGUGUGCGAUUUCUCUUGGCCGCACCAGGGACACAAGGGCCCCGAGGCUUGGGAGGCCAACCUGAAGCCGCGGAGUCAGACAGCGACGCAGCAGACUUGCCGAGAGAAGGCCAUGCAAUCCACUCAGUUUCCCAUGCUGGCGCCUGGUCAAGACAUCACGUCAGAGCAAAUUGCCCUGCUGCUGUCCUGGAAUGGGAGUGCCAUUGCAAACACGUCGGCGCCGGCUGCUGACACCAGCACCACCUCAGAGCAGUCCAUGGCCACAACCAGCACCUCAGAGCAGUUCAGCCGCACGCGGGCGCGGCUCGGGGUGCGGGAGCUGCGCCUCGUGGGCGCCGUGACCGCGGAUCCCCGGAAGCGCUCCCGCGCGCUCUGCGACGAGGCGGCUCGUGUGACGAUGGCCCUCCAAGCGCACGCCACAUCUGCGGCAAAGGACCUCCUGCAGAUCCAGGGCUCGGAGCUGGAGGCGGUGAUCUUGGAGGUGGACCGAGCCGCCUCCGCCCUGGUUCCUGAGAACGCAGCGGAGAUGAACACAGUCGAGGACGCUGACUCCGGCAGAACGCUACACGACUGGGACAGCGGCGGCUCUAUGCGCGAGGUGGAGGUCUACGCCGUGGUGGCUGGCCAACUCUUCCUGAUCGGCCCCGCAGAGUUGCAGAACCUGCGCUGGAUGAUGCAGAUGACGGAUACAGAGGAGCAAUUCGCCGCGCUGCAAAAUGCGCGUCUCUAUAUUGCAGACGUCAGUGCGGAGAUUCAGACCAGCUCUGGCAUGAAGGAGAGCGGGGUGCUGCAGAGAUCGAAUGACAGCUCCUUCCAGGUGAACCCUGACUUGAUGAGUUCGUCGAGUUCUAAGAAUGCACUGGAGCAAGGCAUACGAGGUCAGCUGCUCUUUUGCGCCCUGGAGCUGUGA
Effrenium voratum is the source of this 1782-nucleotide messenger RNA. The record is from the annotation of a GenBank genome assembly. NCBI's taxonomy places the organism in Eukaryota, Dinophyceae, Suessiales, Symbiodiniaceae.